UGCAGAUAUUUUAAUAGCCUUAUCUUUUGUCCUUACCACGGAGACCUAGGAAUUUCGCUAGAAACUUGCUAACUUCGAUAAUUUGUAUAUCUCGCUUAAAGACUAGCUAAUUGGUGUACGUUUUCAAACCUUUGAAUCUUGUAAUCUUGUAUUGUAACCGGUGUAUGUGAAUGUGCUGUAUCUCCAGCUUUCUCACUCCGUUCCACCAGUAACUGGCUGUAAGGAAAAAGAAAAAUGAGGCUGGUAAUCCUUGACAACUACGACCUGGCCAGUGAAUGGGCUGCCAAGUACAUUAGGAAUCGCAUUGUCCAAUUCAAGCCUAGUGCCGAUAGGUACUUUACACUAGGUUUACCCACAGGAAGCACCCCGCUUGGCUGUUACAAAAAGUUAAUAGAAUACCACAAAAAUGGAGACAUCUCUUUCAAGUAUGUUAAAACUUUCAACAUGGAUGAGUAUGUUGGGCUACCCAGAGACCACCCAGAGAGCUACCACUCCUAUAUGUGGAACAACUUCUUCAAGUAUAUAGACAUUGAUCCUGCGAAUGCCCACAUCCUGGAUGGCAGUGCCGCAGACCUGCAGAAGGAAUGCGAGUUGUUUGAGCAGAAGAUCGCAGAUGCCGGAGGGAUAGAGCUGUUCGUUGGAGGUAUUGGACCUGAUGGGCACAUUGCCUUUAAUGAGCCUGGUUCCAGCCUUGUUUCCAGGACCAGAGUGAAGACUCUAGCUCAGGACACCAUACUUGCUAAUGCCCGUUUCUUUGGGAAUGAUCUAUCCAAAGUCCCCACUAUGACUCUGACUGUAGGGGUUGGAACAGUGAUGGAUGCUAGAGAGGUUAUGAUCCUAAUCACAGGAGCCCACAAAGCGUUUGCCCUGUAUAAGGCCAUAGAGGAGGGAGUGAAUCACAUGUGGACCGUCUCGGCCUUCCAGCAGCACCCCAGGACCAUCUUUGUAUGCGAUGAGGAUGCAACCCUUGAACUCAGAGUCAAGACCGUCAAGUAUUUUCAAGGGCUGAUGCACGUGCACAACAAGUUGGUGGAUCCACUCCACAGCAUCAGGGACCACAAAGACUGAAGACGUGCACCUAAGGCCGGCCAACAGGAAACGCUCCAUAGCCGUCUGGCGACGCAGUGACCUAUGCAUAUCAGUCACUUUGUCAACUAAAACGCUUCUGUACUGUAGAAGGGACUCCUUCAGUCACUGUGAAAAUGCUGAGAUCUGUUUCAGGCUCAGACGUGCACAUCUUUCUACAUUUAGUUUAAAAAAAGACAUUUAGCAAGUUGGUAUGUUCUCAUCUUCAGUCUCUUUGUAGGUCCAACUCUUCAUCUAGACCUCAACAACAUACUUAGCCAGGGGUAGAGCUCAUAUACUACACACCUGUUACUGGUUAAGAUUGUCAGAACUGGGCCUCCACACUCCUUUACUUUUCUCUAUAACAGGACGUGCUGAGGGGUCAGUCCGUAUCCUGGCAUAUUAACCUUAAACCUUCUUGCACUGCACUAUCGUGGUGAGGUCAUUUACUCUGUACGCUCCUCAGCUGGUGCAGUCUGGUCACUCCUGCUUUGGUAUACUGCAGACAACAGCGUUUGACUUUGCUAAUUCUAUUUCUGGGAGGUAAUACUCUUGCCUUUCCUCUGUGUUCGUGAUGGGGACUACAGUAAGUGAAAUUGGGAGGUAUUGUUACUGACAUUGGUCAUGUGUACUUGUAUAAUUUUCUCUGAGCACACAGGGGACCGUUUGCGUUUUCCUAACCCUCUCUCCUCCGCCCCUUUUUCAUGGCCUUUCUUGUGUUCACUUUUUGCCAAUUGGGCUGCAUGACAGAAUGUCAGUGGAAAUGUCAUUCACAGUCUGCACCUGACCGCUUUCCUUACAAUAAAAAGAAUUCUGUAUUUUA
This is a messenger RNA of Brienomyrus brachyistius, 1888 nucleotides long. RefSeq names its product glucosamine-6-phosphate deaminase 2 (gene gnpda2). The transcript has 6 exons. Gene Ontology annotation, molecular function: glucosamine-6-phosphate deaminase activity; identical protein binding. Gene Ontology annotation, biological process: carbohydrate metabolic process; N-acetylglucosamine catabolic process; D-glucosamine catabolic process. Gene Ontology annotation, cellular component: cytoplasm. Lineage: Eukaryota; Metazoa; Chordata; Actinopteri; Osteoglossiformes; Mormyridae. The record is from RefSeq and is a predicted model, not a curated record. The coding region runs from base 235 to 1068 and encodes 277 amino acids.